AUGGAACAGGCAAAGGAGGCAGUCGAGAAGGUGGCAGAGGGUGUUAAAAAUGUUGCCAUUGGAGAGAAGAAACCUAAAGCACCUAAAGCACCAAAGCCCAAGAAGGAAAAGGGAGGGGAUAGUGGGGCAGAUUCCGGACCUUUGGAACUCAACCCAGCGCCAGAAUUUAUUGCUCAUCGCAUAGCAGUUUUCGACAAGUUGAAGGCCAAAUACGAUGCUGAAAUUGCCGCGAAACCAAGAGUGCCUAUUACCAUUACUCUUGCCGAUGGAUCCAUUAAGGAAGGUAUCGCUUGGGAGACUACCCCCGCGCAAAUCGCAGAGGGAAUUUCGAAGAGUCUUCUUAAGCGUACUGUUGUUGCCAAAUUGAAUGGAGACUCUGAACAACUAUGGGAUUUGGAGAGACCUUUGGAAAAUGAUUGCAAACUUGAGUUGCUUCCUUUUGAAAAUGAUGAGGGUAGACGAGUCUUCUGGCAUUCUAGCGCUCAUAUAUUGGGUGAAGCUUCAGAAAGACGGUUCGGUUGCAGUUUGUGUAUCGGGCCUCCUAUUGACAAUGGUUUCUAUUAUGAGAUGGGUCUACCCAACCAAGGAACAGUUACCGACGCAGACUGGCAGCCAUUGGAGAAAUUGGUCGGCCAAAUUGUAAAGGAGAAGCAGAAGUUCGAGCGAUUGGUUCUUUCCAAAGACGAUCUUUUGGAGAUGUUCAAGGACAACAAGUACAAGCAGCAUAUCAUUAAGGACAAGAUUGCGGACGGAACUAACACCACUGUCUACCGGAAUGGACCUCUGAUCGAUUUGUGUCGAGGCCCUCACGUUCCUAAUACCGGCAGGAUCGAGACAUUUGCUAUCAUGAAGAAUUCAGCAUCAUACUUCCUAGGAAAUAAAGACAACGACUCUCUGCAGAGAAUUUAUGGUGUAUCAUUCCCAGAUAAGAAGCAAAUGGCCGAGCACAAGAAGUUUUUGGAGGAGGCUGCAAAGCGUGAUCACAGAAAACUUGGUAAGGAUCAAGAACUGUUCUUCUUCCACGAAUUAUCUCCUGGGUCUGCAAUGUGGUUGCCACAUGGUGCUCGUAUCUAUAACACUAUCCAGUCAUUCUUGAGAGAGGAGUACUGGAAACGUGGCUACAACGAAGUCAUUACGCCAAAUAUGUACAACUCUGAACUCUGGAAGACCUCUGGUCAUUGGGCAUACUACAAGGAUGACAUGUUCACGUUCCCGGUCGAGAAGGAUGUUUUUGCUUUGAAGCCCAUGAACUGCCCUGGCCAUUGCUUAAUGUUUGGACACCGUGAACGUAGUCAUAGGGAGUUGCCAUGGCGAGUUGCAGACUUUGGUGUGCUGCAUCGUAACGAAGCUUCGGGUGCAUUGACUGGUUUGACAAGAGUAAGAAGAUUCCAGCAAGACGACGCCCACAUCUUCUGUAGGGAAGACCAGAUCAAGGAUGAGAUUACCGGCUUGUUCGACUUCCUCAGGGCUAUCUACGGCCUUUUGGGUUUCACAUUCAAGCUGAAGCUUUCUACCCGCCCAGAGAAGUUUUUGGGUAAAAUUGAGACUUGGGAUAUGGCAGAGGAUAAACUCCGAUCUGCCUUAGACGAAUUUGCGUCAAGUGAUGGCGGAGUCCCGUGGGAACUUAAUGAAGGUGAUGGUGCUUUCUAUGGUCCAAAGAUUGAUAUCACUAUCUGUGAUUGUCUGAAGAGAGAAUGGCAAUGCGCUACAAUCCAACUUGAUUUCCAACUGCCUCAAAACUUUGGACUUGAAUACAACACUGGUGAUGUGCCAACCAAGAAGGAAGAGGCGGCCGUCAAGGAGCCCGUUGUCAAACCAAAAAAGGAUACCGAACCAGAAGAUCCAAAUGUUCCAAAGGAGAGAGUAUAUAAACCACUUACUCCUGGAUGCGCCAGACCAGUCAUGAUUCACCGAGCGAUGGCAGGUAGUAUCGAGCGUUUCACGGCCAUCUUGAUUGAGCAUUUCGCAGGUAAAUGGCCUUUCUGGUUGAGUCCUCGACAAAUCCUCGUUAUCCCAGUCGGUGUUGGCUACUUUGAAUAUGCUAAAGAAGUUCAAUCCAUCUUCCACAAACAACAAAUGUUCAUUGAUGUUGACCUCAGUGGCAACACCCUGCAAAAGAAGAUCCGUACAGGCCAAUUGGCACAAUACAAUUUUAUAUUCGUUGUCGGGGAUACGGAAAUGAACGGUCGCGAAGUUAAUGUUAGGAACCGUGACGAUACAUCGAGUCAAGAUAGAGGAAAGCCUGUUUCAUUGCAAGAAGCGAUUGAGAAGCUCACGGCACUUCGUGAUGAGCGAAGAUCGGAUAAUCCGUUCCCUGGUGAAGCAAAGGCUGCCGAGCCAGCGGCAGCUGUGGCACCUGCUGCACCUGCUGCUUAG
Sclerotinia sclerotiorum 1980 UF-70 is the source of this 2376-nucleotide messenger RNA. RefSeq lists its product as hypothetical. NCBI's taxonomy places the organism in Eukaryota, Fungi, Ascomycota, Leotiomycetes, Helotiales, Sclerotiniaceae. Bases 1 to 2376 code for a protein of 791 amino acids. Gene Ontology annotation, molecular function: threonine-tRNA ligase activity; ATP binding. The transcript is spliced from 2 exons. Gene Ontology annotation, biological process: threonyl-tRNA aminoacylation. The record is from RefSeq and is a predicted model, not a curated record. Gene Ontology annotation, cellular component: cytoplasm.